AUGACGGCCGGCUGGGCGCAGGUGGAGCAGCUUCAGUGCUUUCCCGCUCCCCACAGAAAAAAGCACUCCCACGCGCGCGUCUCAAAGCACGCGCGUCCUUUCUCUUUCCCAGGUGGUCCCAACCGCAUCAACGGUUCUCAAUCCCACCUCGCUUCGCUUGUCUACUACGCCGCCCAACAUUCCAAAAGCGCCAAACCCCAAUAA
Molecule: messenger RNA, 204 nt
Organism: Sphenostylis stenocarpa
Lineage: Eukaryota; Viridiplantae; Streptophyta; Magnoliopsida; Fabales; Fabaceae
Source: the annotation of a GenBank genome assembly